CCGUCCGUCUCCCAGCUUCGGAUAACAUCGAUCUGAUACUCGUCUUCAUCACUAGCUGCACAGCCGGGCUUCUCCAGGCAAAUUCUGCUUCUUUCUUUACUGAGAGAGAAGGGAAGAAGAGUUACUGUACAUUUUGUGCAGUGGUAGCAGCCUCCAGGGGUACUAUGGUUAUCUAAUCGGUAAUGGAUCGCCAAGCUAGUGCGCGAAUCGACCUGGAGUGUAUGCUGUUGGAUGAAACCAAAGAGCCAAGAGCUCUGCCGCUGCCACUCCUUGAAGACAUCACAAAGAGUUUCUCCGCUGACCAUGAAAUUGGACGUGGCGGAUUCGCGGUGGUUUAUCAGGGAAUCCUUGACAAUGGCAUGGUCGCUGUGAAGAAGCUGUCCAACACGUAUUUGUAUGAGAAUAAAUUCCAGACGGAGAUUCAAUGUCUGAUGAAGGUGAAGCACAGAAAUGUCGUACGGUUUUUGGGAUAUUGUUGCGACACACAAGGGCAAGUAGCAACGUAUGAAGGAAAUUUUGUCAUGGCUGACAUACAAGAAAGAUUACUCUGCUUUGAAUUUCUACCAAAGAGGGAUCUUUCUAACUAUAUCUCCGAUGCGUCCAGUGGACUUGAAUGGAGAGAUCGCUACAAAAUAAUAAAAGGAAUCUGCGAAGGACUGAAUUACCUUCACGGAAAUGGUAUUGUUCACCUUGAUCUUAAGCCAGCAAAUAUCCUCAUGGAUGCUAAAAUGGUGCCGAAAAUUGGUGACUUUGGCAUAUCGAGGUGCUUUCAGGAAGAGCAAACCCGCACUAUUGCUACAACAUUUGCUGGAAGCCUUGGAUAUCUAGCACCAGAAUUCAGCGACCACAUAAUUACACAUAAAUAUGACUUGUACAGUCUUGGAGUAAUAAUCACGGAGAUACUGACAGGAGAAAAAGGUUAUAGUGAUGUUGAGGAAGUACUUGAAAGGUGGAGCGAUAGGUUAGAGAAAUCACAGAGACAACAAGUAAGAGUAUGCACUGAGAUAUCAUUACAGUGCACUGAACGCAAUCCUAAGAGAAGGCCAACUAGUACACAAUAUGUAAUUGAUAGGCUUACUGAAACAGAAAGCGCGGGAACAAUGGAGCUACUUGACGUCUACCUUGUCGAGCUUCGCUUCCCUGUCGAACCCAACACAGAUGAACACGCAGUAUUCAGGCUUGUGAUUAAGAGCAUCAAGCCUUGGCGUUGCUUCGCAAGUCUCCCACUAUAUGGCAUUGUGCCUCCCAAGUCCUCUACUUACACUCUCGUUGUUACAGAGCAACAGCAAGAGAGGCUACCAGAAGAAAUGGAGUACGAUCUAAUCCUGCAGAGCAAUCUGUCAGGGGAUAAAAGCAUCCCUACUUUGAGAGACCAAUCUAAGUAUGAUAAGUUUUUCGACGAAGCUAAAGAGUCAGGGAAUGCAGUGCGUGAGGUGAUGCUGAAAGCUGUUUUUGCUUCACAAGGACAGACAACAUCAGAGACAAUCUCAAGAAGACUAAAGGAUCAAUGGAUAAUAUCCCUGAAGAAUACUCAUGGCAUGCUGUGCUCCCUUGAUGCACAGCCCACCGAGCCAUGCAUUGUAACAAGUCAUCAGCAUGGAGAUGUUUGCGUAUGGAACUAUGACCCGCAGAGACGGACGGAUUCAUUUAAUGUCUCAAAGGAGUCAAUCAUGCCCUCUUACUCAUUGUCGAAUAAAGUUCAUUCUGUUAAGGUUAUCUCAAGAAAGAAAUGGUUUGUGGCUGGGACAUCUGAUGGUGUGAUCCAUGUGUACAAUUACGACAACAAAAUACAAAAACUCAGGAGUUUCAGAGCCGCCAGUGAUUGCUUCAUCACAUCAAUGGCCGUCCAUCCAACCCGCCCAUAUGUAUUGUCAUCGGCUCAUUGUGAUAUGAAGCUCUGGGACUGGGACAACGGCUGGGAGUGCACACAAUCAUUCAUGCAAGAACACUCCGAUACUAUACAGCAAGUCGCAUUUAACCCAGUGGACUCCAAUAUGUUUGCAAGUGCUUCAGAUGAUCAAACAGUAAAGGUUUGGAGCGUCGAUUCUCCCGAAUCAAAAUAUACUUUGUCUGGGCAUCAGGACAAAGUGAACUGUCUCGAUUUCUUCAAAUCUAAUGAUCGACAAUAUUUGAUUACUGGCUCUGACGACCACACCGCUAAGAUAUGGGACAUGGAGGAAAAGGCUUGUGUUCAUACGAUGCAAGCUUUCAUAUCUCCGGUAAUUUCUGUCAUGGCCUUUCCCGAUAGCUCAUAUCUAAUUACAGGUUCAAGAGAUGGCUCUCUUCAUUUCUGGAGCUCCGCUGAAUUCAGUGAUUUCUGCAUGGUUCCUAGGCUGGAGAGAAUCGUUAACUUUGGCUCUGGUGGAGCUAUUUGGGGUCUCGGACGUUUCAUGGGGUCAAGAAGGAUUGUGAUCGGACAAGAGUACACAGUGUCAAUCAUAGCCAUUGACAAUGAAGAAGAACCAUUUGCUAGCGAGGACGGCAAUGAAAACUCCAUAUGAGCGGCGCAACAGGAAAAUGGACAACCUUCAUGUGAACUGAGGUCAAUCAACGACUUCUUAGCGGAUGCACGCUUAUGCGGUGAACUCUGGUUUCUGUAUUUGAUUUGGCACUGGAUUUUAGUAUUUGGCACAAAUCCGAGGUUACAUUUUGGUGAACCAUAUGUUGAUGUGCAGUUGGAUUUACUCAGGGAUAAUUUUGCUUUCUGUUCAGGAGAGGUGCUGACUCUGCCCACUGUCCGAUAAAAG
Triticum dicoccoides is the source of this 2747-nucleotide messenger RNA. RefSeq lists its product as uncharacterized. The transcript has 16 exons. Lineage: Eukaryota; Viridiplantae; Streptophyta; Magnoliopsida; Poales; Poaceae. Gene Ontology annotation, biological process: protein phosphorylation. The record is from RefSeq and is a predicted model, not a curated record. Gene Ontology annotation, molecular function: ATP binding; protein kinase activity; protein binding. The coding region runs from base 183 to 2501 and encodes 772 amino acids.